Molecule: messenger RNA, 2624 nt
Organism: Carlito syrichta (Philippine tarsier)
Lineage: Eukaryota; Metazoa; Chordata; Mammalia; Primates; Tarsiidae
Product: leucine-rich repeat and immunoglobulin-like domain-containing nogo receptor-interacting protein 2
Exons: 1
Coding region: 33-1853 (606 amino acids)
Cellular component (GO): plasma membrane
Molecular function (GO): protein binding
Source: RefSeq, a predicted model, not a curated record
CGUGACCAAGGUGUAGACUAAGAAGUGGAGUCAUGCUUCACACGGCCAUAUCAUGCUGGCAGCCAUUCCUGGGUCUGGCUGUGGUGUUAAUCUUCAUGGGAUCCACCAUUGGCUGCCCUGCUCGCUGUGAGUGCUCUGCCCAGAACAAAUCUGUCAGCUGCCACAGGAGGCGGUUGAUCGCCAUCCCAGAGGGCAUUCCCAUCGAGACCAAAAUCUUGGACCUCAGUAAAAACAGACUGAAAAGCGUCAACCCUGAAGAAUUCAUAUCAUAUCCUCUGCUGGAGGAGAUAGAUUUGAGUGACAACAUCAUUGCCAAUGUGGAGCCAGGCGCAUUCAACAAUCUCUUUAACCUGCGAUCCCUCCGCCUGAAAGGCAAUCGCCUGAAGUUGGUCCCUUUGGGGGUAUUCACAGGGCUGUCCAAUCUCACCAAGCUUGACAUUAGUGAGAAUAAGAUCGUCAUUUUACUGGACUACAUGUUCCAAGAUCUCCAUAACCUCAAGUCUCUAGAAGUAGGGGACAACGAUUUGGUUUAUAUAUCACACAGGGCCUUCAGCGGGCUACUUAGCUUAGAGCAGCUCACCCUGGAGAAAUGCAACUUAACAGCAGUACCAACAGAAGCCCUCUCCCACCUCCGCAGCCUCAUCAGCCUGCAUCUGAAGCAUCUCAAUAUUAACAAUAUGCCCGUGUAUGCCUUUAAAAGAUUGUUCCACCUGAAACACCUAGAGAUUGACUAUUGGCCUUUGCUGGACAUGAUGCCUGCCAAUAGCCUCUAUGGUCUCAACCUCACAUCCCUUUCCAUCACCAAUACCAACUUGUCCAUGGUCCCCUUCCUUGCCUUUAAACACCUGGUUUACCUGACCCACCUCAAUCUCUCCUACAAUCCCAUCAGCACUAUUGAAGUAGGCAUGUUCUCUGACCUGAUCCGCCUUCAGGAGCUUCAUAUAGUGGGGGCCCAGCUCCGCACCAUUGAGCCUCACUCCUUCCAAGGGCUCCGCUUCCUACGUGUGCUCAAUGUGUCUCAGAACCUGCUGGAAACUUUGGAAGAGAAUGUCUUCUCCUCCCCGAGGGCACUGGAGGUCCUGAGCAUUAAUAACAACCCACUGGCCUGCGACUGCCGUCUCCUCUGGAUCUUACAGCGACAGCCCACCCUGCAGUUUGGUGGCCAGCAGCCCAUGUGUGCUGGCCCAGACACCAUCCGAGAGAGGUCAUUCAAGGAUUUCCAUAGCACUGCCCUCUCUUUUUACUUUACCUGCAAAAAACCCAAAAUCCGUGAAAAGAAGUUGCAGCAUCUGCUCGUGGAUGAAGGGCAGACGGUCCAGCUAGAAUGCAAUGCCGAUGGAGACCCGCAGCCUGUGAUUUCCUGGGUGACUCCCCGAAGGCGUUUCAUCACCGCCAAGUCCAACGGAAGAGCCACCGUGUUGGGUGAUGGCACCUUGGAAAUCCGCUUUGCCCAGGAUCAAGACAGCGGGAUGUAUGUGUGCAUCGCGAGCAAUGCUGCUGGGAACGACACCUUUACAGCCACCCUAACUGUGAAAGGAUUCACUUCAGACCGCUUUCUUUAUGCGAACAGGACCCCUAUGUACAUGACCGACUCCAAUGACACCAUUUCCAAUGGCACCAACGCCAAUACGUUUUCCCUGGACCUUAAAACAAUACUGGUGUCUACAGCCAUGGGCUGUUUCACAUUCCUGGGAGUGGUUUUAUUUUGUUUUCUUCUCCUUUUUGUGUGGAGCCGAGGGAAAGGAAAGCACAAAAACAGCAUUGACCUUGAGUAUGUGCCCCGAAAAAACAAUGGUGCUGUUGUGGAAGGGGAGGUGGCUGGACCCAGGAGGUUCAACAUGAAAAUGAUUUGAGGGUCCACCCUUCACACUCCUGUCCCUUUGUCAUUGUUGGUAAUCAGUACGACAGUCUGGCACGGUAAAUUGCUAUAGGUUAAGAGGCAGCUUCGUGCCGCUGCCCUGCGUCAAAGCAGGGUCCGUGGAAGCAAGAGGACUUCUUAUGGAGACUCUCCAUCUAGAGGCAGACAGGCACCGUGUCAGAGCCCUUCACACAGUGGGAUACUAAUUGUUUGCAUUGCAAAUAUUGGCAUUCUGGGGAUCUCAGUUAUGAACCUGAACCUCUGGCUCAUGCUCAUGGACAAUUAUUCAGCAUUUUCUACCACUGCAAAAACAAAAUAAAAAAUAAAAAAGAACAACCUACAGUGUAGGAUUUACAUAUUAAAAAGACAUAUUUGUCUAAAACAUACACUACAGAAAAAUUUGUAUCUAUGAUUAUUAUUUGUUAAAGCCUUGCAUCAUACCAUAUCGUUGGUUCAGCACCACAAAGAGAUCAAUAUAUUCUUUACUUUUCUUCUUUUUUUUGAAACAUAUAUGCUGUACAUGUUUUAAAGCAAUAUGAAUGAGAGGUUGUGCUUUUAGUUACUCACCACUAUAGAUCCAAGUGUGAUUUCACCUUCCUUUACCUGCAGACGACCCUGAGUUAGAUCCCUGGAGUUAUGGGAGGAAAUACAUUGAGAUAUGUGUUUGUCUGAUGUAGGAUGCCAGGAAACAGAACCCAAGGCAAAACUGCUCAACUCUGUUAACUUCUGUUACUAUAAAUAAAGGCAUGUGCCUAGUUUUGAUACA